ACAGCCGGCCGUUCGCGAUAAGGGGCGUGGAUUAACACGCGGCGCGCCGCUCGUUCUACAGGCGCAUGCUCGCGUCUCGCCGCACACGGCUCGGGAAAUCGUCAUAGGAAUUGCUUCUAGCGCAUUCAGUCGUUCACUGUACCACGCGGUGCCAUGCGAAACGAGCGUCCAACUACUACAACCUUACACAGGAGGACCUUGAUUCGUGCGCCGUUCUGGCUCGACCAGCGGCUUGGUGUCACGUUCGCCCACCUGGCGUCCGUAGCCGCAUCCAUUUCCUGGCGAGUGUUAUGUGAUGCCCCUGCGUGAGCGCACGUUGUGUUUGUGUCGUCUUCUGCCGGGAUCUCAUGGAUGCCACCGAACAUGUCGAGGAAUGCCUGCACGAGGACUGGCCACUCCUGCUUAAUCCAGUGAUCAACGCUGACUCCGCCGACCAAAGAUCUUCGCAGUUCCCCUCCGAGGGGCCGGGGUUCGCCCAACGCUGCGCCGUAUGGCUGGUGCCGGCACGCCUACGCCAAAAGCUGGGCCUCACCGGCGACGCCACGAAGGCCCCAGACGACGAUGGGGACGGCGGCGCCGAGCCGCCAUUCUCGGAGGAUACCACGCUGCGACGCGACGUCGAGUCCCUGGACGAGCUGGCGCUCAAGCUCGAAGACCUGGCGGCCACUCUGCGCGAGGCGCUGCUGCGUGCUAGCGCCCAGAGCCCGUCACUCGUGGAGCAGACAGCCCAGGGCGCCCACUACUUCGUCCGCUUCCAGCUGCCCAUCGUCGCAUUCGUGCAGAUUCUCUGGGUCGGUAUGCUCGCCACGUUCGACUGCCUGGUGACCGACAACACCUCUCAGGUCUACCGUUACCUGGUGCACGCCAUCAUGGUCGUCCUUCAGGCCGUCAACGUUCUGCACGUCGGUCUUGCUUCAUGGACUCUGACGCAUCAGCUGAUCAAGUUCCGGGCGGUCAGCGGAUUCCUCAUGGCGCAGACCUACCUGUCCACGGUGCUACUCUUCUCGGGCUUCUACCUCGUCAUCUACAGGCUCAACCCCUCCGGCUGGGAGCUUUCCCGCACUGAUCCGAUGAACAGCGGCGGAGCCUUCACGCAGUACGUGCGCAUGCUGUACCUGUCCGUCUCGUCGGCCACACUGUGCGGAGCGGCCAACAUCCAGCCAGUAGCGUGGUACGCAACGUUGUCUGUCUGCGUCCAGAGCCUGGUGAACUUCGUGUACUUCGCGUCCAUCCUGGCCCAGACGAUCGGCUGCAGCUCGUCGGCCGAAACCGUGUUCCGGAGGCGGGAGCGCAUCCAGGCCAUCUCGCGGCGCCUGAGCGCUCGCUCGUCGGUCUUCGCCGCAGGACAGCCCGGCGCUGCCGGCAUGCCCAUUCGCAGGCGCCACUCGACCCAGCUGCCCACGGUGGGCUUCGCCUCACUGCCAACGUAGCCAACGCCGCGCGUGACUGUGAGGAGAAGCGCCCUUAAUUCCCGCCGCGCCGUGGAGGAGCAGUUGUCUGCGUGGUGCUCUGCAGCGUUUCUUCUAUUUGUUUCAAAUCGACUCGGACACCUGCGUUGACGCACAGGGUAAAACGCAGGGUAAUGCCACAGCAAGAAAGAAAUCUUGUCUGCUCUCGGUUGCCAUUCAUACACUCUAUACGCUUCGUACGUUCAAAACACGACAACAUUGGUAAGGGGCGCGUAUUUUUGAAUUUCUCUGGGUGAGCGGUGCUUUCUGACGUCAGUAAUGGGAAGAGCAGCGAGGGCUCAGAUUUAUUUUGGUUGUAUUUUGUUGGAUCUUAAGGUGGAAUCGGAUGAUGGUACUGGAAGUUUGCCAGAGUAAUGUGCACUUUAAUUCAGCGCUAGGGGUAAUUUAUACACGUUGUAACAUGACACCUGGCACCAAAAUUACAUAAUAUUGAAUGGAUUCUAUAAUAUUAAUUCCGACUGAUGUAAACUUUAGGCUUUCCAUUAUACUUUUCUAGCAUCAUUUAUGACAUGUUACCGUAAAUAUUUAGGGCCCAGGCUGCCGACUAUACUUAUGAGAAUGUGAAAAUUUAUUUUGUGACAGAUGCACGAAAUAAAGGUGAAAUAAUGCGAAUACGCGUGUCCAUAAAUUUGUGCAAAAUGUGCACAUGUGAACUUGUUUAGUGUGCAUCGCCUCUCUGCGCGACCUGUGAGCAACCAUCAGGUAACAGCGAAGGAAAGAUUUUCAGAGUUCUUAUUUAAUAUUAUUUACAUGUACCCCAAGGAAAUGUCUUUGUUAAUUUUGCCGUUAUGUGAGCAAAUAACGCGUAUUUUGUCGAUGUUGUUACAUUAUAUCCUUUAGCGUUCGCCACUGGACGCACAAAGAUGAGGAUCACGCGCUUUCUCCGAAAGAUUAAUGACAUGUUGGGUGUGCCCUGAGCUAAUUCGUAGCCGUGCCGUGGGCCUCCUAUCGCAACGCAAUCCCACCUCAGCGACAAAGCUUUAUUUAGCGAGGUACGGACGACUGUAUGGUUCUGGGUCCAUCGUCAAUAAUGACGUCUCUUUGGCGAGCACUGGCGUCCUUUGAAAGAUUACUUGAAGCUUGUAGCAUUCUUGGCAGUCGCGCACUACUUCCGUAAACAUUAAGGUAGAAGGCUGAGAUGUUCGAAUAUGUGCCGUUCGGUCUGUCUACUCCGUGCUGCAUAGUAACCUGCAGUGCUGGUCAUCAGUGGUCUUCGUUUUUCUAGUUGUAUUAAAAGCUUUCGUCUAUUAAACAUGCAAUUCUGUUCAUACCUCCGUUCUUUUUUCGGCAAAUCUUUAAAGCUCUCCCCUCUACUUGGAUACUGUGAACUCGGCGCUUUCGUUCUGGUGUUAACUCAUAUCUCUUCCUUUUUUUUCAGUUACAAGCACCACGUGAAAUCGUUUGGCGUACCUUAGUAUCUGAACUAUUCUAGCCUCAUCAGAUUUUUAUUAAUUUAUUU
Molecule: messenger RNA, 2928 nt
Organism: Dermacentor silvarum
Lineage: Eukaryota; Metazoa; Arthropoda; Arachnida; Ixodida; Ixodidae
Exons: 9
Coding region: 348-1430 (360 amino acids)
Source: RefSeq, a predicted model, not a curated record